Seriola dumerili (greater amberjack) is the source of this 1600-nucleotide messenger RNA. It is a transcript of the gene gpalpp1, whose product is annotated as GPALPP motifs containing 1. Bases 120 to 1172 code for a protein of 350 amino acids. The record is from RefSeq and is a predicted model, not a curated record. NCBI's taxonomy places the organism in Eukaryota, Metazoa, Chordata, Actinopteri, Carangiformes, Carangidae. The transcript is spliced from 7 exons.
AAUUCCCCCUGCGAAGUUCCCUCGUACACUGUAUUCCUUUGGCGAAUUGGGCAGCUUUCUAACUUUAUUUGAAAUUACUGAAACUACGUGACUGAGGAAAGACUUCAUCAGUGUCAAAUAUGUCGUCUGAUAAACCAGUCGGACCUGCCUUGCCCCCGAUGUUCAGAAAAGAGAGCGACGAAGACUCUGACAAUGAAGAAGGAUUCGCUGGCCCGGCUCUGCCUCCGGGCUAUAAACGGGGAGAACCGUCGAGCUCCUCAGAUGAGAGUGAGCAGGAGGUGUCGGUCAAAAGAGCGAAGACAAAACACACACCUGGAGACAGACCUGCAGAGGUGGAGAAAUCAAGGAAACAAGAAGAAGAAGAUGAUGGUUUCUUUGGACCAGCUCUCCCACCAGGAUUUAAGAAACAACAGAGCUCACCAGAAAGGCCACCUGUGCUGGGACCAGCUUUACCUCCUGGGUUUCGCAGAGCAGCAUACGAUAAUGAUGAUAAUAAUGAUGGUGAAGAUGGAGAGGGUUUCCCAGGGCCUGCCCUACCUCCAGGCUACCAGCCUGAGCCCUCCAGCAGUGAAGGAGAGGAUGAGGAUACAAUUGGACCCAUGCCAGCCAAGGGGCCUAUAAAAGACUCUGUGGCUCAGGACUUUGAGCGCAGAGCACGAAAGAUGAAAGAGAAGCUGACAGGAGAUAACACUCCUGAGGAGCUGACCAGAGAAACAUGGAUGACAGAGCUCCCACCAGAACUGCAGCACAUUGGCUUAGGGGCUCGAACUUUCAAGAAGAGAUCGGGUCCAGAGAACAAAGACCGCUCCAUUUGGACAGACACACCAGCAGACAGGGAGCGCAAGGCCAGGGAACGCCUUGAGGGGAAGAAGAGGGGUGAGUCAGAGAAAGACAGUGUCCCUCAUGUCUCCCACAAGGACUUGGAAAUGGCAGAGAAAGUGUCUAAGUAUAAUGAGUCUAAACGUGGGGAGUCUCUGAUUAGUUUACACACAAAGAAGAUGAAGGAGAAAGCAAAGGAAAAGGCUGACAAACCAGUGGAGAGGAGACCGUUUGAUCGGGAUGAAGAUCUGCAGGUGAAUCGCUUUGAUGAAGCACAGAAGCAGCGGCUACUGAAGAAAUCUCAGGAACUCAACACACGGUUCUCCCACAGCAAGGACAAAAUGUUCCUCUAACAAACUGUUAAAAGAUAAUGUGUCCAAAUGUGCAGACUUCCAGCUACAGUUCAGCUAGUGAAAUUUUCAUAAAGCAUUUUCACAACAUGGACUGUUUCUACAGAUACUGAUGUGUUACACAAAUGGAGAAUUUAAUUUUGUGAAGAAAAAAAAAACUAAAUUGCUACAACAAAUAUUUCAAGCUGUUAUAAAGCAGAAGCCAAUGGCGCUAGCAUUUUUCUAGGAGUGAGUAUAUUAUGUAUGACAAUAUAACAAUCCUUUUCUUAAACCUUUAUUUGAUUUUUAUGUAAAACCUUUUGUACAGAUUGCUGUAAAAUGCAUUGUUAUGCUGCAUACACCCCUUGUAGCUUUGCAGUCUUUCCGGUGUCCAGAAAACUGCUCUUCCUAAUUAUUUUAUCUCAAGAUGAUUAAACUUUGUUUUUUUUAAA